This is a messenger RNA of Symbiodinium natans, 1878 nucleotides long. NCBI's taxonomy places the organism in Eukaryota, Dinophyceae, Suessiales, Symbiodiniaceae. The record is from the annotation of a GenBank genome assembly.
AUGAGAAAGGAUCGCAGUAUACAGGCCAACACCAUUGCCUUCGAUUCGGCGAUCACUGCUUGCGGUGGACGUAGUGGCAGCUGGGCACAGGCGGUUCAUGUCUACGAUGUCCUGCGAGUUCAGGGCCUGUCGCCCAUCUGCAUGACCUACAACUCUGCAAUCAGCGCCUUCGAGUAUCGGCAGCACUGGCAAAGAGGCCUUGAGUUUCUGCAGGAGCUCUUCGUGUGCCGCCCUGGCAAACGUGUUUUCCCAAACGUGGUCAGCUUCAACGCCGCUCUCGCCUGCUGCCGCAAGGUGUCGCAGUGGCAAUGGGGCUUGCACCUGUGGAAAGGUGUGCGAAGGCAUUUGGAAAUUGAUGCUGGGCAACUCCCUGCGAAGGAAACGGCUGCGGAUGAUGUGACAUACGGAUGCGCUGUCAGCGCCUGUGAUCAUGGCUGGCAGUGGCAGUGGAGCUUGAACCUGCUUGAUGAAGCCACCAUUGCCGGACUCCGCCUGGACAUACCCAGCAUGAACUCCGCAAUGAGCGCAUGCGCGAAGAACAAAAGGUGGCAGACUUGUCUGGGACUCCUCCGCGAAAUGCCGGCCGCAAGGCUCGUGCCCACCCGGGUCUCUUACACCACUGCCUUGGGCGCCUUGGGUGGCAUCAGCUCAAGCACUGACUUGGGACAUCUGGUCCUGGAGCUGCUGAUGGAGAUGGUGGAGCAGAAGAUCCAGCCCAACGCGCUUGGCCUGGGUAUCUCCACGGAUGCAGCUGAGGCGGCGGGCUUCCACUCCUUAGCGCCAGCUUUGAUGGCCCAGACGCACCGUGCCGGCGCUGCAGCGUGCGAGACUGCUGAAGACACCUUCGAGGAGGAAGACAGGCACGGAGACCACGCCGGCUUGGCCAUCGUGGCCGCGGACUCCUUAGUUUGGCACGGGCUGCUGGAUGCGCGGCUCGAGGCAUCCCUGCACCGCCGCCUAUGCAAGGCCGCGGCGCGGAGGCUUCGGCAGCUGUGCGCUCGGCCGACUGGACAAGAUCCUUUACUUCGCGAGCCUGUGUUGGAGCGACAGAGCAGUCUGGGGGACGCGCUGACUGGUAAAGCGCUGCGGCGGCUCUCCUUUCAGAGCGGCCGCAGUUGGGUGCCGCUGGCCAGGAGGAGCAGCUUCUUUUGCAUUGCCUCAGCCGUGGGCAAGGACCUCGACGUGACGAAGGCAGCCUCUGGCGAGCUGGUGUCAUCUGCCAUCGAUGCGUGGUGCGCCGACACGCUACGGCCGAAGCUUCCAAACCGGAAGGCAGCGCAGAGCAGUGCAGGGCGCAUCGUGGGUGCGGAGGCCGUGGUCAGAGCCCAAGAGGCGGCCCUUGCUGCCCUCAAGCUGGAGAUCGCGGAAGCAUCUUCGACGCUGGAGGCUGCGCAGCAAGAUGCCCUGCUGUGGAAGCAGCGGGCAGAGAUCCUUCUGGGCAGACGCAAAGCGGCCAUGGCAGUUGCAUCUCGUUGGCAUGGGGCCGAUGCCGCCUGGGACUGGCUGAUGGAGCAGGGGCAAGGGCCGCAGGACCUACAAGAUCUGCCCGAAGGCACUGAACUGCGCUUGCAGAACCGCGAGCUUUGCUUGUCGCUGCGCCAAUUCAAGCAGGACUGCGAGAUGCUGGAGGCAGAAAACCUGAGCCUGAAGGAGGCAUUGGCUUGCAUGGAGGAGGAUCUGCACAGGGUGUCGGAUCAGCACGCGCAGCUUGUUGGCCAUGUGAACCACCGGCAGAAGAUCCGCUACACGAUGAAGCUCAAAGAGGAAAUCAACCGCCUACAUGGCGAUCUGAAGAAGGCGCGACAGCGGAUUGUUCAGCUGGAGGUCAACAAGGAGAGUGACAGCCUCUUCGAGGCCCUGGCGCCGGGGGCCCCAUGA